Plutella xylostella (diamondback moth) is the source of this 1117-nucleotide messenger RNA. It is a transcript of the gene Ada, whose product is annotated as adenosine deaminase-like protein. The record is from RefSeq and is a predicted model, not a curated record. Gene Ontology annotation, biological process: adenosine catabolic process; inosine biosynthetic process. Gene Ontology annotation, molecular function: adenosine deaminase activity. NCBI's taxonomy places the organism in Eukaryota, Metazoa, Arthropoda, Insecta, Lepidoptera, Plutellidae.
UAUUUUCGAAAAAUAUGGAAUUUUGCCGUAAACUACCAAAAGUGGAACUCCAUGCUCAUCUUAAUGGUUCAUUGAGUCAUUCAACUAUGCUGCAGCUCAAGAGGUAUCAUGCAGAUUCUGGUCUAACUGAUAACACCGAUGCUUUCUUUGAUGAAUUUCAAAUCGCAGCUGGUGACACUAGAAACUUGAAACAGUGUUUUCAAGUAUUCCGCAUUGCUCAUUCUUUGACGACAACUCCCGAAGCCCUAACUUUGGCCACGCACCUAACUUUACAAGAAUUUCAAGACGAUGGUUGUUGCUACAUCGAGUUACGAAGUACACCUCGUGAUACUCCACACAUGACUAAGAAGCAAUACAUCGAAGCGAUAAUUUUAGCAAUGUUGCAUACUCCUGCAAAUAUGACAAUAAUAUCACGCUUGAUCGUGUCUAUUGACCGAAGAUUUAAUUUUGCGGAAGCUCAAGAAAUCACCGAUUUAGUAAUUGAAUUUCAUAAAUUAUACUCAUCUGUAGUGGUAGGGAUUGAAAUUAGCGGUGAUCCUUCCGUGGGAAAAUUCCAAACCUUCGUGCCAUUGUUAGAAAAUGCAAAGAAUGCCGGUUUAAAGGUAACAUUGCACUGUGGAGAAGUCUGUAAUCCUGAUGAAGUUCAAGAAAUGUUGGAUUUUAACCCCAACCGCAUUGGACAUGGGACCUGUAUUCUACCACGACUGGGAGGAAACGACUCUACAUGGAACACUUUAUGUAUUAAGAAAACGCCAGUUGAGGUAUGCCUUACAAGCAAUGUGAAUACAAAAUCCAUAGCAAAUUACGAGUCUCACCACUUUAAGGAACUAUUUGAUGCUGGAAUUCCGAUUAUAAUUUGCACUGAUGAUAAAGGGGUGUUUGCGACUUCAUUGUCUCAAGAAUACCGAUUAUGUGCGGAGACUUUUAAAUUGGAUAAUUCUCAACUGGCGCAACUAUCACAUCGUGCUUGCCUUUACAUUUUUGAUGAGACAUCAAGAAAAACCGUUUUAGAUAAAUUAGAACAUUUUAUCACUCAUAAUGAUUUACAUCUGCAAUAAACGAAUAUCCUUCUACAUGUUUCUGUAGAUAAUAAACAUACAAGCUUAAGCUUUCAUAA